Messenger RNA from Ictalurus punctatus (channel catfish), 1124 nucleotides. RefSeq names its product transmembrane 4 L six family member 5 (gene tm4sf5). Gene Ontology annotation, cellular component: membrane. The record is from RefSeq and is marked provisional. Lineage: Eukaryota; Metazoa; Chordata; Actinopteri; Siluriformes; Ictaluridae.
AUCUGGAGUGUAUAUGCUAUCCGUCUUGAUUCUUUUUUUUAAAAAUAGUCUUAAAUUGGGUGAAUUAGCAGGCAAAGUUAAAGAAAAAAGUCAAAUAUUUUAAAAGAUGUGUACAGGAAAGUGUGCACGGUUAGUGGGUUUGAUACUCUUGCCCUCUGCGUUUCUGUGUAUGAUAGCCAACCUGCUGUUGUUCUUCCCCAGUGGCAAUGUUUUGGAAAUUGAUCAAAUCUCCUUACAGGUCUGGCUGAUGGGAGGAAUCUUCGGUGGAGGCUUGUUUAUGCUGUGUCCAAGCUGUUCGGCUAUCAGAGCUGGUGGAAAGGGCUGCUGUGGGAACGGUUGCUGUGGAAAUCGUUGUCGUAUGCUGAACUCUGUGUUUUCCUCUGCAUUUGGUCUAAUUGGGGCAAUAUACAGCACCAGCGUGGCAUCUGCAGCACUGGCUAUUGGACCAAAAUGUCGCCUGACCUCAGGGACCUGGAACUAUCCGUUUGAGAACCUGCCCCAAGAUAAUACCAGCUACUUGGUGGAUAAAUCUCAGUGGUCUGAGUGUGCUUUCCCAGAAAAUGCAGUCCUCUGGCAUAUUGUACUGUUCUCCAUUGUACUAGGUCUGGGUGUCCUGCAGGUCGUGCUUCUUGGGAUCCAGGUCAUUAAUGGCUGCAUUGGUUGUAUCUGUGGAGACUGUCGAGAAAGGACAGAGGAUGAUGGAGGAUUGUGAAUGGAAGAUAUUAUCAAGACAAAAUCAAGGGAUCAAAUUCCAUAACACAUAUUUUGUUCACUGAUAGAUAGCAAUCACAUACAUAUCUAUUUAUUAACGUGAUCUAAUUAAAUUAUACCUCUAUAAAAAUACAUUUUCAACAGUUUCAUUUUUAAUUUACAACAGGAUCUAUUUUUAUAGUGCAUUUCCAUCAGUCAUCUGAAAGCAAUACUGCAUAUGUGAACAUUGCUUAGGAAUUUACUGUUAAUGUCAACUUUGUACACUGUGCUAUUUAUAUUGCUAUUACCAUCAAUUAUUAAGCAAUGUGCUAUAAAUAUGUAUUAAUUAUUGACUAAAAUUGAGUAAUAUCUUUACAAAGAGCUUGAAGCUCUCAGGCUCGAUAAUAAAAUUUGUUUUACCUUUGACCCUUCAA